AUGAUAACUUCUCAUUGUAAUUGUUCUCAUCACAUCAGUGAUCAACCUGAAUGGUUCACUUUAUUAUUUCAUGGUACUGUUAGUCAAUUAGCCUUAUCUGCUUGCCGAAUGCCAAUUAUGAUUACUCUUAUUGCUCGAAGAUCAAGGCACUUUGCUGGUCGACGAUUUUUAAAACGUGGUGUUAAUCUAGUUGGUGAUGUUGCAAAUGAAGUGGAAACGGAACAAAUAGUACACGACACCUCAUAUGCAUUUCUUCGCCAUGGACGUGUUUCAUCAUAUGUACAAAUGCGUGGCUCUGUACCAUUAUUCUGGUCACAAGAGUCUUCUAAAGUUGUUGUUGGCCGACCACCUUUAGAAAUUCUACGUGAUGAUCCGUUUUAUGAAUCGAUGGGUUUACAUUUUGCCAGUUUACUUGAACGUCAUGGAUCUCCAGUUAUUGUACUGAAUUUGAUGAAAAAACGCGAGAAAAGACAUUUCGAAACAAUUUUAUCUGAUGGAUUUGAACGUGGAAUUAUCUAUUUAAGUCAAUUUUUACCUUCUAGAAUUCCUCAACCAUCUGAUUCAUUAAGUACACUAUUUACUGAAACAAUUGAUAGUAGUCCACCUCUUAUGUACAUUGGAUUUGAUAUUGCUCGUGUACAAAAAAUGAAACGUACAGUUGUUCUUGAUAAAUUACAGCCUAUAAUAGAUAAUUGUGUACGUCGUACUGGAAUAUUCUUUUCAUCUUCGGCUUCUUUACCAAUUUCAGAAAUUCAAUUUGAAAAACAUAGAACAAUUGGUUUUAAGUAA
This is a messenger RNA of Schistosoma turkestanicum, 789 nucleotides long. The record is from the annotation of a GenBank genome assembly. Lineage: Eukaryota; Metazoa; Platyhelminthes; Trematoda; Strigeidida; Schistosomatidae.